GAAAAUAUUUACGUAAAAGCUUUUCGAUCAAAAAUUUUAUCUUUAAAUAAUGCAAGAAUUGAUAUUAUAUUAGAGUCUCUUUAUAGUUAGAGAAUUAUAAUACAAUCUUUUUGACUAAAAACAUCUUAGUUUAAAGAGAUAUAAAGAGUUCAGAAGACAAUAUAGAGAACAUGGCAAAUGAUGUCAAACACAAAUGGGUUGUCACUAGUUUUCUUAAUUUUUCUUAUUAUAUUCUUCUUUUUUGUUAUUCUCUUCAUGUUUAUGUUGCUAAUUGAUCAUGUACCGGAACAUCAAAUUUAUUCGUAUCACACAGUCGAAAUCCAAAUUCAUAUCAUCACCCCAAAAAAAUAAAAAAAAUAGAGAAAAUCAAUUGAAGCGUCUAAAAUAUAUUGAUUCUAUUAAUUCAUAUCCCUAAAACUUUUCAGAAACAAAACCUAGAGCAAAAAGAUAAAUUGUUUCUGAUUUCAUACCUCUAUGGUGAUAAUUGCUUCUCUACCAAAACAUCAAAUCAAACCACAAUUUCUAUCAAAUUAUUGCAACACAAACUUCAUAUCAUAUAACUUUUUUAAUCAUUUCUGAUUUCAUAUCAACACAAACUCCAUACAUUUAAUAAAAAUAAAGUAAUACACACAUUAGGUUACUAGGUUGGUUUAAAACCAAACCGAAAAAUUAACUUAAGCCGAUUGGGUUGUAGAAUAAUUUGGUUUGUAUUGGUUUAAAUUUGAUUGCUACGUUCGUUUUAAUGAGCUUAAUUUGUUUUAAAAUGUAAAGAUAUGGACUUUAAAACCAAAACCAUUGUGGGCUUUAAUGUAAUAGCCCACAAAACACUUACCAUUUAAAAAGAGGGGUGAAAAAAACCAAAUCCUCUAAAAACCAUAGCCUACUAGUAGAUGAAGAACUAUACAGCUCCUCCUCCUCCUCCUCCUCCAUCGUUUUCGUCGCUUCCAUAUGAAAUCAUCGAGAAUUGCCUAGCCCGCGUCUCCAAAUCCCAAUACGGUUCCCUCAGCUCAGUCUCCAAGAGCUUCCACUCUCUCCUCUCUUCUCCGGAGAUACACGCAGCUCGAUCUCAAAUCGGAGCCACAGAGCCUCGCCUCUAUUUAUGUUGUGAAAGUUUAAGGACGGCCACCCGUUGUUACAGCUGGUACAAUCUCAUGAGUCUCGAUGAUGAUGAUGAUGAUGAUGAUAUAACCAAAAAAGGAGACGCCUUUAUCAGCGUAGAGGGGGCUGAAAUUGAAAUGAAGACUGAGUUGAGGUUAGUACCUGUUAAAGACUCUUCCUUUCAAUUACGUGCUCGAUCAAAAGAAGCGAAUUUAGCUGUUGGUUCCGAGAUAUACCAAAUCGGCGGAAUCAACAAGAAGGGCAAGCGAUCUCGAUCCGUCUGUGUGCUUGAUUGCCUGAGUCACACGCAACGUCGUGCUCCUAGGAUGAGGGUUGCAAGAGAAUGCGCGAAAGCUUGUCUUUUAGACGGGAGUAUAUAUGUAAUGGGAGGAACCAGAAAGUGUGAGAGUUGGGGUGAAGUUUUCGACUUAAAGUCUCAGACUUGGAAGAAAGAGCUACUUCCUAGCCCUACUGGUGAUGAUGAGUUUGAUUGUAAAUUCGAACUCCUUGUCCUUGGGGCAAAGAUAUACGUUAUCACCGAGCAUAACAAGUAUGCUUAUGAUCCUAAACAAGGAAGAUGGUUGCUGCUGCUAGAGAUGGGUUUGGGUUUUGCGGGUAUAGAAUGGAUACUAGAAACAUGUGGGGUUUGGUGCGUUCUAGAUAAUCUAGUGUUUAAGGAGUUCAGCGAUGAUUUGUUCUGGUAUGAUGUGAGCUGUGGAAAGUGGGUAAUUGUUGAGGGUUUGGAAGAUCUGUGCAAUACCAAGGAGGAAUAAGCCGCCUGUUAUUCGAGAAGAGAAAACUUGCUUUGCCGUGAUUAGGUUGGAGAGGCGUCUGACUUCUUCUGGACUUGCUAUUUCGGGAGAGAUUGAACGGUUGAGCUUCUCUCUUGUUCACGGCUCAUAUAAUCCCUUGACAUGUUUAUCCGUCUCUCUUUGAUUAUCCUCUCUUACUUUAAGUUUGGAAUUGAGUGAAAUUUUAUUUCACUUUGUUUUGUAAUCUUUUUAAUUUAUGUUAGUUGUUUUUUUUACUUCCAUCUUUGUGUACGCUUAUAUAGAUAUUUGGUUACUUCAAAUAAUAUUAAUAAAUUUUUUGAGCUUGA
This is a messenger RNA of Brassica rapa (field mustard), 2197 nucleotides long. RefSeq names its product putative F-box/kelch-repeat protein At4g35120. Gene Ontology annotation, molecular function: protein binding. NCBI's taxonomy places the organism in Eukaryota, Viridiplantae, Streptophyta, Magnoliopsida, Brassicales, Brassicaceae. The record is from RefSeq and is a predicted model, not a curated record.